AUGGGUAAGAACACAACCGACUACCAGCCAGCUCACCCACUCUCCGCUCAACCCUACUGUCUCGAUUUCGAGACCGUUUCGCGGGACCUCCACGUCUCGAUUGAGAAUGGACUUUCGCCACAAGAGGCUGCGACGCGACUCCAGAGCUAUGGACACAACAAACUUGAUGCGGAAGAGGGGGUCAAUGUCAUUGGGAUUCUGGUGAGACAGACCGCGAAUGCCAUGAUCUUGGUUUUGAUCUUGGCUAUGGCUGUUUCGUUUGGAAUUCGGUCUUGGAUCGAGGGUGGUGUUAUCGCGUUCGUUAUUGCCUUGAACGUCGUGAUCGGAUUCGUCCAGGAGUACAAGGCACAGAAGACGAUGGACUCUCUCCGUUCUCUCUCCUCGCCUACUGCCCACGUCAUCCGCAACGGCGACGACGUUACCGUCGCUUCUCAGGAACUCGUCCCCGGUGACCUUGUCGUUUUGGUCACGGGAGACACCAUCCCCGCAGACCUCCGUCUCACCGAGACCCAGAACUUGGAGUCCGAUGAGGCUCUUCUCACCGGUGAAUCCGUCCCCGUCUCGAAGAAAGCCGAGGCUGUCUUCGAUGACGACGAAAUCCCCGUCGGUGACCGCACCAACAUGGCGUUCUCUUCUGCUACGGUCACCAAGGGUCGUGCACGCGGUAUCGUCGUCGCGACCGGUAUGCAGACUCAGAUCGGUGCGAUCGCGAAGGCUAUGCGUGGCGACAGCAACAAAGUCCGUCCCGUUAAGCGCAAGGAGGAUGGAACCGCAUCUCCCAAGGCCUACGCAAAGGCCUACACCCUCACCGUCGGAGACUGGAUUGGUGCGUUCCUCGGUACCAACGUCGGAACCCCCCUCCAGAAGAAGCUUGCCCGUUUGGCUAUUCUCCUUUUCGGUAUCGCCGUCGUUUUCGCAAUCGUCUGUCUUGCCGCAAACGGAUUUGACAAUAACUCCGAUAUCAUCAUUUACGCCAUCGCUACCGGUCUUUCCAUGAUUCCUGCUUCCCUCGUCGUCGUGUUGACCAUCACCAUGGCCGUCGGUACGAAGCGUAUGGUUCAGCGUAACGUCAUCGUCCGCAAGCUCGACUCCCUCGAGGCUUUGGGCGCUGUCACCGAUGUGUGCUCUGACAAGACUGGAACCCUCACCCAGGGAAAGAUGGUUACUCGUAAGGCUUGGAUUCACAAUGUUGGAACUUACACCGUUGGCGAGAACAAUGAGCCUUUCAACCCUACUCUUGGUGGUGUUUCGUUCUCGGAGAUGAACCCUACUGAGUUGUGGAAUAAGGAGGCGAAUGUUGGCGAAGAGGCUUCUGAGCCGAAGGAUCUGGUUGAGGGAAACCCGCAUUUGGAGGCGUAUCUCAAUACUGCUUCGUUGGCUAACAUUGCUACUGUCCGCAAGGAUGAUGGUUCUGGCGAGGAUCCUUCUGAGAAGGGCAAGUGGAAGGCUACUGGUGACCCGACUGAGAUUGCUAUUCAGGUUUUUGCUCACCGCUUCGACUGGGGUCGUCAGCGCUGGGUUCAGGGAUCCAACCCCCGUUGGACUCAGCUCGCCGAGUACCCCUUCGACUCUGACGUCAAGCGCAUGGCCACCGUCUUCAAGGACAACGAGAAGAACCAGACCAUGGUCUUCUUGAAGGGUGCCGUCGAGCGUAUCAUGGAGAAGUGUCCCACCAUCGGUAUCGAGGACAAGCAGGAGCCCUUGACUGAGGAGAUCAAGGAGCUCGUGUUGAAGAACAUGGAGGCAUUGGCUAAGCAGGGUCUUCGUGUUCUUGCUUUGGCGCAGAGGACUUGGACUGAGAACAACUCUUGGGACGAUUACCCCAGAGACAAGGUCGAGGAGGAGAUGACUUUGCUUGGAUUGGUCGGUCUGUACGACCCUCCCAGACCCGAGUCUCUCGGUGCCGUGAAGAAGUGUCACCAGGCUGGUAUCAACGUUCACAUGCUUACUGGUGACCACCCUGGAACCGCCCGUGCUAUCGCUAAGGAGGUCGGUAUCUUGCCUGAGGACAUGGAGGUCUUGCCUCGUGAUGUCGUUUCUUCUAUGGUCAUGACUGCUACAGAGUUCGACCGUCUCUCUGACGACGAGAUCGAUGCUCUUCCCGUUUUGCCUCUGGUUAUUGCCCGUUGUGCGCCGCAGACUAAGGUCCGUAUGAUCGAUGCUUUACACAGGCGUAAGGCUUUCGCUGCUAUGACUGGUGACGGUGUCAACGACUCUCCAUCUCUCAAGCGUUCCGAUGUCGGUAUUGCUAUGGGUAUGGCCGGAUCUGACGUAGCCAAGGAUGCCUCCGACAUUGUCUUGACUGACGACAACUUUGCUUCCAUUCUCAACGCUAUCGAGGAGGGUCGCAGGAUGUUCGACAACAUCCAGAAGUUCGUCUUGCACUUGCUCGCCGGUAACGUCUCUCAGGCGCUUUACCUCCUCAUCGGUCUUGCUUUCAAGGACACUGCCAACCGUUCUGUUUUCCCUCUUUCUCCUAUUGAGAUCUUGUGGAUCAUUAUGAUUACUUCUUCGUUCCCCGCUAUGGGUCUUGGUAUGGAGCGUGCUGCUCCUGAUGUCAUGCGUCGCGCUCCUCACUCGUUGAAGACUGGUGUCUUCACCUGGGAGGUUGUUAUCGACAUGGUCGUUUACGGUACUUGGAUGGCUACUAUCUGUAUCGCUUCUUUCGUCCUCAUUGUCUGGGGCGUUGACAAUGGUGAGCUCGGCUACGGUACGUGCAAUGACCGCAACGACCCCAUCUGUGACUCUGUCUUCCGUGCUCGUUCCGCUACUUUCGCGCAGUUGACCUGGUUCCUCGUCUUCCUUGCUUGGGAGUUGGUUGACAUGCGCAACUCUCUUUUCCGUCGCGCUGAUGGUAAGCCCUGGUACAACAUCACUUACCAGUGGGCUAUUGACGUUUGGCAGAACCAGUUCUUGUUCUGGUCUGUCAUCCUUGGCUUCGUCACUGUUUUCCCCGUCAUCUACAUUCCUGUAAUCAAUGACGUUGUCUUCAAGCACAAGGGUAUCUCUUGGGAAUGGGCUGUGGCCUUCGUCGGACUGAUUCUCUUCUUGAUCGGCGUUGACGUGUGGAAGUGGUGCAAGCGUGUUUACUUCCGCCACUUUGGCGACAACAGGGCUCACAACCCCGAGGAGGAUCUCGAGAAGGGCGCCCUCUCUCCCUUUGCCAAGUACGCUUCCGUUGGAAGGGUCAGCACUAUGUCUGGCCAGCUUUAG
Messenger RNA from Saitoella complicata NRRL Y-17804, 3213 nucleotides. RefSeq names its product putative sodium P-type ATPase. Gene Ontology annotation, biological process: intracellular calcium ion homeostasis; calcium ion transmembrane transport. Gene Ontology annotation, cellular component: plasma membrane. NCBI's taxonomy places the organism in Eukaryota, Fungi, Ascomycota, Saitoellomycetes, Saitoellales, Saitoellaceae. The transcript has a single exon. Bases 1 to 3213 code for a protein of 1070 amino acids. The record is from RefSeq and is a predicted model, not a curated record. Gene Ontology annotation, molecular function: ATP binding; P-type calcium transporter activity; ATP hydrolysis activity.